Messenger RNA from Choloepus didactylus (southern two-toed sloth), 6342 nucleotides. Its product is annotated as prolow-density lipoprotein receptor-related protein 1-like. NCBI's taxonomy places the organism in Eukaryota, Metazoa, Chordata, Mammalia, Pilosa, Megalonychidae. Gene Ontology annotation, molecular function: calcium ion binding; protein binding. The coding region runs from base 1 to 6327 and encodes 2108 amino acids. The record is from RefSeq and is a predicted model, not a curated record. The transcript is spliced from 33 exons.
AUGGGGCGCCGGGCGUUCCUGCUCCUCCUGUCGCCAGUGCUGGCCGCGCUGGGCAGUCUCGGGGGCUCCGGUGCGGAUGAAGUGAAGUGUAACGUGACGCAGCAAGCUCCGUGUGGUGAAAAAUGCAUUCCUGUGGCUUGGCUCUGCAACGGGGAGCAGGACUGCCCGGAUGGGAGUGACGAGCAGUGUGAGGAAAUAUGUCACGGCCAUCCACAGGCCUGGCAGUGUGAUGAUGGGAAGUGUGUUUCUAUUAGCUGGCUUUGUGACGGGGUUGGUGACUGCUCUGAUGGCUCUGAUGAGGUUAACUGUGCCAACCCCUGCCUUUUAAACAUAUUGGCAGCAUGUCCGGACCAAAAAAUCCAGUGUCCAGGAAAUUCUCGGUGUCUUGAUGCUUGGGAACUCUGUGAUGCCCAUCAGGACUGUGAAGAUGGGGUUGACGAGGUGUACUGCCCCCAGGACCACUGCCCGGCUGGCCAGUGGCAGUGCAAGAACAAGAUGUGUGUCAUGGCCAGCUGGAAGUGCAAUGGCGUCAACGACUGUGGGGACUCUUCUGAUGAGGAAGUGUGCGCUUCCUGUCCACCAGGGAUGCUUAGAUGCGAUGAAGGAAGAUGCAUCCUAGAAUCUCAGAUGUGUAAUGGGGAAGCAGAUUGUACAGAUGGUACUGAUGAACCCGCGACAUGUGGUAAAAACUGCUCUCUGGACAAUGGAGGCUGCGAAGGGCAGUGCAGUGACACAAGCUGGGGUGUGCAGUGUGUAUGUGGAGCUGGAUGGCAGUUACGGCCUGACGGUCAGAGCUGUGGAGAUAUAGAUGAGUGCUCUAUGGGAUAUGGUCCUUGUGGACAGCUAUGUCAUAAUGUACCUGGCUCCUACUUCUGUGACUGUAUUCAGGGUUACCAGCUCCACAAUGGCACAGACUGUCAAGUUACAGGUGAUGCUAUUAAAAUUCUUAUAGCGGCCGAUAAAGAGCUUGGUAUCCUAGAUGGAGGAACAGGCAUCCACGAGACACUGCUGCGUACAAAAUCAAGGCCUCGUUCUGUUGCGUAUGAUCUUGAAAGACACACGUACUUCUGGGUGGAUGAAGUCUUAAACGUGUUUGUUCUUGGGAAGUUGACCUCUGUCCCUCUCUAUCCGGAACUUAAAACAGUGAACAGCAUCUCUGUGGACUGGUUCACGGGACAACUAUAUUGGGCCAGCAGCUACGCAAGGGUCAUCUGUGCUGGCUUAAGUGAUGGCAGAGGCUACGUCAAAAUCUUGGAAAAGGAUCUCAUACCAGAGCAGCUAAUAGUGUUUCCUGCAAAGAAGUACUUGUACUGGGUAAAUCAAGGUGAAAAAGAUACAAGGACUAUCGAAACGGCAGGGAUGGAUGGGUCUGACAGGAAGGUGCUUGUGGUUGUAACUGGGGAGGAACCUUUUGGACUGACACUAGACCAUGUAACUGGCAGGCUGUACUGGAUCAGUGAAUAUAAACAGUCCAUAGAGAUGGUAAAAGUGGACAGCAGUGGGAGGUACACCUUUCCUGAGGUCUUCUUGGAAGAUGAAAAUCCAGUUGGACUAGCUGUAUUUGAGAACUGCUUCUUCUGGGCAAAUGGAAUGCAACUGUUUCAUUCCUUGCCCCACAACCCAAAGAAGAGAGAGGUGCUGUUAAAUGCCUCUGUGUCUGCUUUCUCGGUCCUCCACAAAUUCCAGCAGCCUAGAAGCAGAUACCCAACAUGUGUUCCCGGUUCUUGUAGCCAUUUAUGUCUCCUGUCCCCUGUCCAUCCGAAGGGCUACAAGUGUGCUUGUCCUGAGGGUAUGUUUCUUUCACCUUCUGGUACAUGUAGUGAGUUAAAACUUGUGUUUUCUUCUGGCAAACAUCUCUACUUGUUGAAAGUUGGCUUUAUGGGAACUGCUAUAGAAAAAACCCUGGUUCAUAAGUAUCCUAGGAACACGUAUUUACUGGAUAUUGACUGGAAAAGGAACCUCAUCUACUGGACAAAUGCCCAGGGACAUCUGCUCUACUCAACCAGCUAUUCAGGAGAAAAGCAAGAAAUUUGGACAGAACGUACAGUCUGCUCAGCCAAUGUGGACAUAUCAACCGGGACCCUGUACUGGCUGCCCUGUGACCGCACUGCCAUUCUGAAGACCAGAGUUUCUGGCCCAGACACCCAUACCCUGUAUAGCACAGGCAGUGUUAUACUGCACCUUCUUCUAGAUUGGCCCAAAAGGGUGCUCUACUGGGUAGAAAGUGGUGAACACUUGCAAAGCAUGGCCCUUGAUGGCAAAGACCGACAGGAAGUCUGGAGAGGCACCUGGUCAGCUGACACGCAGGUGGCCUUGGACCUAGGCUCAUCUAGCAUCCUCUGGACCAAAGGGUUAGGGCUGCACGGUCUGAGUCUCCUAAAAAACAGAUCAUACACUUUGAACAAGACCUGGAGUGCUGGGAUCGUCGCUGCCUAUGAACCCUACCUGGUGACAGCAAACAAAACAGCUCUCGUAUUGUGGAGCAGGAGGAGGCUGGAGCCCUUCUUCAUGUUAAAAGAGCCUUAUUUAGGGAAGGUGAUCAUCUUGACGGAGAACCAGGAGGUUGCAGGAGCAGCUGCAACGACCCCUCCCGCGCUGCCUACUUCUCCUGCACCCCCGCCUCUGCUCUGCACCCGAUCCUCUGUUCCCUGUCGGGAUGGGAAGGAAUGCAUUUCCCGGGAGCAUCUCUGCAAUGGCCGGCGGGACUGUCAGGAUGGCUCGGAUGAGGAGAGCUGUUCCCAGUUCUGUAACAGACCAGGGGUUUUCCAGUGUCUGGAUGGAAACAAGUGCAUUGAGGAGAAGUACCACUGUGAUGGAGCUCAGCAGUGCUUGGAUGGCUCGGACGAGUCGGAUUGCUGGAAACCCGUUGAACACUGUGCUCUUCAUUGUGACAACAAGACCCGCUGUAUCCCCAAGAGUUGGCUGUGUGACAGCAACCCAGACUGUUCUGACGGAACAGAUGAGCAAGGAUGUAUUCAUGAAAAAUGCAGCCCCUUGGAAUUUAGAUGUGAGAAUGGCCAAUGCAUAUCUUCUUCUCUGCAUUGUGACGGGAAACGAGACUGCCUGGACCACUCGGAUGAAGAAGGCUGCCCUGUUCCCAGGCCCCUGCGGUGCUCGACAGGGGAAGUGAAGUGUCCGCAGAGUGGAGAAUGUGUAUUGGCAGAGUGGAUAUGUGACCAUGACUUAGACUGCAAAGAUGGAUCUGAUGAAAAGGAGUGUGGCCUUGAGGAACUUCUGUGUGGCUCAAGGCAGUGGUUCUGUGCCAGUGGAGACCAGUGUGUGCCCGACCUCUGGCUCUGUGACGGGCAGAGUGACUGCAGGGAUGGCAGCGACGAAGCUGGGUGCCUCCCUCAGGAGUGCCAGAGCCAUGAGUUUCAGUGCGGCUCCCAUACCUGCCUCAACAUCAGCCUGGUGUGCGAUGGGAAGGAAGACUGUGCCGACGGCUCCGAUGAAGGUGGAAAGUGUUCACCGUCAACUUGCAGCCAAGGCCGAUGCUCCCACACCUGCUACCAGUCUCCGGAUGGACCUGUGUGUGCUUGCGAGCAAGGCUUUGAGCUGGAGAGCAGUGGCCGUAUCUGCGAGGACGUGGAUGAGUGCCAGAAGGUGGCCAGUCGGCCCUGCAGCCAGACCUGUGUUAACACCAAGGGCUCCUACAGCUGCACCUGCCGUCCUGGCUACUCUCUGGAGCCUGAUGGCCACACCUGUAAAGCCACAGGUACCGAACCAGUCUUGCUUGUUGCGAUUCAGUUUAAUCUUUUCCUCUACGGAUUAAGGAGUUUGAAAGAAGAUGUUCUGGCAACUACAGACAAGAACCUGAUUAUCUUCUCUAUUGACUAUGACUUGGUGGAUCAGAAAGUCUUCUGGGCAGAUUUCAAUGGAGAAAGUAUUAAGUGGAUAAGUAUGGACACAAAGAAGAAAGGGACCAUAGUAAAAGGGAUAAAGUCAGACUGUAUUGCAAUUGACUGGAUUGGGAGGAAUCUCUACUGGACUGAUGGGACAGCUGGCCAGAUCCUAGCAAUCCAGUUGACUGCCACUUGGAGAGGAAAAUCUGAGUACACAGUUGUCCUAGACAAUGACUUGAAUCAACCACGAUCUUUGGCUUUAGAUCCCCUGAAUGGGUUAAUGUACUGGUCUGAAAUUGGAAGAGAACCUCAAAUAGAACAAGCUGGAAUGGAUGGCAGCAGCAGAAAAAUACUCAUAGAUCAAGAACUUGGCUGGCCAAGUAGCAUAGCUCUUGACCACUUGAGUUGGAAGAUAUUCUGGUCUGAUGACAAAUUUCACUGUAUUGGCUCUGCCAAUUUAGAUGGUACUGGUAUUAGUAUUUUGCAGCUAAAACAAAUCAAGAGCCCCUUUUCGAUUGCUGUGUUUGAAGAUGAAGUCUUCUGGUCUGAAAUGAAAACAAGAGCAGUACAGAGUGUGGAGAAGACAACAGGCAAGAACAGGGCUGUCCUCAUCAAGCGUUUGGGACAGCCUUAUGGACUCAAGAUAAUGCAUGAAGUGCUGCAGCCCAGGUCUCCUAACCCUUGUCUGGACGCUGGAUGUUCCCACUUGUGCCUUCUGAGCCCACUAUCCAAGGGAAGCUGUCAGUGCCCAGUGGGACUCCUGCUUGCAGAUGAUGGCAUCCACUGUGUUCCACUCAAGGAGUCUGCUUUUGUGUUCCUUGUGUCACCCACAGUUAUCAUGCAGGUCUAUCUGAAAAACAUAGACGUUUUACAAGGACAAGCAACCUUACCAGAACAUAGGAUACUUCCCUUUACAAAUGUGAACCAGCUUGCUUCAGUGGAUUACCUGGUCCAAGAAAAGACUCUCUACCUUUCAGAACUGAAUAAUGGCGAUAUCAGACUACUGAGGCUCAAAGAAUCUGGAAAGCUCUCUUGGAGGAACAUUGUAUCUGUGGAGGGGGCAGUGAUUGACCUUGCAGUGGACUGGUUGAGUGGAAACAUAUAUUGGAUUGACAGUGAGAAUCCUCACAUCAGUGUCAUUUCCUCGAAAGGACAGUACCCCAUUGUCUUGCUCAGUGAAAAUCUUGACCGCCCAACUUCUGUUGUGCUCCACCCUCCUACAGCAGCUAUGUGCUUUGUGAACCUGGGAUCCCGGGAGGGUAGCAGGCACAGCUCCAGCAUCGAAUGUGCUUCUAUGGAUGGCAGCAGGAGAAAGGUGCUGUGGCAGAAAUCCCAGGUCCCCACUGGCCUGUCCUUUUCAGAUUCAGGGACCCGACUGUAUUGGGCUGAUACUGGGAGAGAGCUCAUAGAAAGUAUUGAACGAGAUGGCUCUAGCUACAGAGCAGACCGCAGGGGAGUUCAGGGCCUUAACCUCUUUACGUGUGGUCAAGGCAGGAUGUUCUGGACAACAGUUGAUGAUGCCGAAGUCACUAAAAUUUGGUACAGCAAAGUAGACCUUUCAGAAGACCAGUGGUUCCCAGUAGACCAGAAGGUUGUGGACUUAAAAGUGUUUAGUAAAUUUAGUCAACAGGGUAAUAAUGGCUGCGCAAAAGACAAUGGAGGAUGUAGCCAUAUCUGUUUACCAAACCCUGAAGGAAAGACUUGUAAAUGUCCCAACGGGUACUACCUGGCUGACAGAAAUAAAUGUAUUGAAAAAGUCAGAUGCCCUGCCCUCUCGCAGUCCUGUAAGGAUGGUCAGAAAUGCGUUUCCACGGAGCAAGUUUGUGAUGGUCACGCUGACUGUCUGGAUGGAUCUGAUGAAAUGGAUUGUAUCUAUCCAGAGAAAACACAUCCGACACAAAUAUUUAAAAAACCAGAGCCUGGAAAAAGGCCAACUCCAAAAGCUAGCCAACCUCUCCAAACUACCAAGACCACCGAGGCUAGACACUCAGGUCAAAAAGUGAUGGACUAUCCUGUCAGAAAAACACUGACUGCUCUUAUUCCAGCUAGGGAGAGCAAGACUCUAGAAACCAAGGAAAGAGGACGUUCUGUUCAUCCCCAGGACUCACAGAGGGUGGAACAUCUACCCUGUAGCAGCGAUUUCUGCAAUGGGAGGGGGAUCUGUACAGUGGAAGGAGAGCUGAGAAAGUGCAGCUGUCUGAGGGAAUAUGGUGGUGACUACUGUGAAAAAGAAGCACCCACACUGUCCCCUGGCCACAUCGCCCUCGGUGUAACCUCUGCCUUAUCAGUGGUUUUGGCAGCUCUGGGAGCAUUUGUGUAUUUCAGGAGAGAACAUGAAUUUAAGAGAACUACUACAGCAUCAUCAAGAAAUUUGACCUGCUAUAAAGAAAAUGACCAAGAGGAAGAGAAUCUAAUGAACAGUGCAACUUUUGUCAAUGAAGCCUACGAUGAACAGGAAUUAUUAACCUCUUUACAAAGUGACUAACCAGAUAAAAAAGGA